Molecule: messenger RNA, 1262 nt
Organism: Electrophorus electricus (electric eel)
Lineage: Eukaryota; Metazoa; Chordata; Actinopteri; Gymnotiformes; Gymnotidae
Gene: tmem186
Product: transmembrane protein 186
Cellular component (GO): mitochondrion
Source: RefSeq, a predicted model, not a curated record
CUGGGAUAAUUGUGUUAAAAGCCGAGCUGAAGUCCACGAACAGAACCCUUGCAUAAUCCACAAACAGAACCCUUGCAUAAUCCACAAACAGAACUCUUGCAUAAUCCACAAACAGAACUCUUGCAUUGGUGCCUGAACCGUUGAGAUGCUUUAGUAUGAAGGGCAUGGCCAGGCAAACUGUUGCCAGCAGAGGUGUUGCCUCUGUACACAAACUGCAGGAGUCCAGUACAGAGACUGAAGGAGAGCUGUAGUGUGACAGUCGCAAGAUGCGCACAUGAACGAAUCCCUGACUGCACUUGCAGGAUAACUGAUAAAGGGACAGAUGAGGCUGUUCCUUUCUAACUGGUGCUGCUGUUUAAGGUGUCCACAUUUGCUACGCACCACCCUGUGGUUAUCAGCACCUGGACGCCGAUUUCCUCCGUCGUCUCGGCGUACCAUCCAGCUCCUCUUCCGCUGCCGCACGCAGAUGAACACACACGUGCGAGUUCCAUGCGCAAGUCGGAUGCCGCGAAGCAGGCUGGAGCUCCCACCACCGCAUUCGCCCGCUCUCGCGGGCUGUGCCAAUCUCGCCUCGCAGAAGUACUGCUUAAUUUACGCAUUUCCUGCCAUCAAAGGGCUGCGGGUGCUGUCCCGGCUCAAGAUAAUUCAGACGGGCAUCACAGUUGUUAUCCUGCCCGCCGUGGGUUAUUUUUACCUGCAGGGACAGGUUUCACUCACUCUGCUCAGCUAUGCCACGGGCGUAGCUGCGUUUGCCGCUAUAAUGCUGUGUGUGAUGAGUUACUACAUCAGGCGUGUGGUCGGGAUGAUGUACCUGGACCACACACACACCACCCUAAAGGUGUCCCACCUCUCUUUCUGGGGACACAGGAGGGACGUGUACCUUCCCGUGUCUGACGUCAUGACUCUGGGAGAUACAGGGGACUCCCUGGGCGAAACCGUCCUGCGGCUGAAGCGUUACAGCAGCUCUGACGUGCUCUAUUUCUCCACCAGGCUGGGCCGAGUGGUUGAUGAGCGUGGCUUUGAGAAAGUGUUCGGGAUUUUGUCGUGAUAGCCUUGUUUUGGGUUUUUGUUUUUUUUAGUAUUCUGUUUGGCAUUUAAUCAAAACUUUAAAUGAUAUUAUGUAUAGAGUAUUAUGCUCUCCUAUUUGGAUGUGUUAAAUUGUUUUUUACAGUCAAAAACAGUCAAAAAGCAUUUUACUCACAGUCAGUGUGGAACAGCUUGAGCUCAGAUUAACCCGCACAUAUUAAAAACAAAAGAAGCAA